This is a messenger RNA of Sardina pilchardus (European sardine), 1854 nucleotides long. RefSeq names its product NADH:ubiquinone oxidoreductase core subunit V1 (gene ndufv1). Gene Ontology annotation, molecular function: FMN binding; NAD binding; 4 iron, 4 sulfur cluster binding. NCBI's taxonomy places the organism in Eukaryota, Metazoa, Chordata, Actinopteri, Clupeiformes, Clupeidae. The record is from RefSeq and is a predicted model, not a curated record. Bases 125 to 1564 code for a protein of 479 amino acids. Gene Ontology annotation, biological process: mitochondrial electron transport, NADH to ubiquinone. The transcript is spliced from 11 exons.
UUUCACAACACAAGUCAUCAAAACAGUCAAACCACUUCCCGGUCAGGAAAGAGUCACUUCCGCUACACAUUUUGUAACAACCAGUUUUUCAGCGGCCGAAGGAUUUGGAAACCCUACGGUAAGGAUGCUGACCUUGUCGCGCAUCCUUGUCAGCGGUGCUGCACGCGCUCCAGCUGCUGCAGCAGUUGCCGCAAGUCAGAAUGGAACAACAGUUAUCACGCGCUUCAACAGCACCGCUGCUCAGCAGCAGGAAAAGCCCAAGAAGACGAAGUUUGGCCCUUUGGCUGACGAAGACAGAAUCUUCACCAAUUUGUAUGGCAGACAUGACUGGAGGCUGAAGGGGGCACAGAGCCGUGGAGACUGGUACAAGACCAAAGAGAUCCUGCUGAAGGGUGUGGACUGGAUCCUCAACGAGGUCAAGACCUCUGGCCUGAGGGGCCGCGGAGGUGCAGGCUUCCCCACCGGCAUGAAGUGGGGCUUCAUGAACAAACCCAGCGAUGGCAGGCCCAAGUACCUGGUGGUGAACGCUGACGAGGGUGAGCCUGGCACCUGCAAAGACAGGGAGAUCAUGCGUCACGACCCCCACAAGCUGGUGGAGGGCUGCCUGGUGGCUGGCAGGGCCAUGGGCGCCCGCGCCGCCUACAUCUACAUCCGCGGAGAGUUCUACAACGAGUCCUCCAACCUGCAGGUGGCCAUCAACGAGGCCUAUGCUGCUGGUCUAAUCGGCAAGAACGCCUGUGACUCCGGCUACGACUUUGACGUGUUUGUGAUGCGCGGGGCUGGUGCCUACAUCUGUGGUGAAGAGACCGCUCUCAUCGAGUCCAUUGAAGGCAAACAGGGAAAGCCACGACUAAAGCCUCCCUUCCCUGCUGACGUUGGUGUGUUUGGUUGCCCAACGACUGUCGCCAAUGUAGAAACUGUGUCCGUGGCGCCUACUAUUUGCCGUCGCGGUGGCUCGUGGUUUGUAGGCCUGGGCCGUGAGAGGAAUUCAGGAACAAAGCUUUUCAACAUCUCCGGACAUGUGAACACCCCAUGCACAGUAGAGGAGGAGAUGUCCAUCCCACUCAAGGAGCUUAUUGAGAGGCAUGCAGGUGGCGUACGUGGGGGAUGGGAUAACCUGCUGUGUGUGAUCCCCGGUGGCUCGUCCACUCCUCUCAUUCCCCGUCACGUCUGUGAUGACGUGCUCAUGGACUUCGACGGUCUCAUCCAGGCUCAGACCGGCCUGGGAACAGCCGCCCUCAUUGUCAUGGACAAGUCUACGGACGUGAUCAGAGCCAUCGCUCGCCUGAUCGAGUUCUACAAGCACGAGAGCUGUGGCCAGUGCACACCAUGCAGAGAAGGUGUGGACUGGAUGAAUAACAUGAUGUGGAGGUUCGUGAAGGGUGACGCCCGUGAGGCAGAAAUCGACAUGAUCUGGGAGAUCAGCAAGCAGAUCGAGGGUCACACCAUCUGCGCUCUGGGAGACGGUGCCGCCUGGCCUGUGCAGGGCUUGAUCCGUCAUUUCCGCCCAGUCAUGGAGAGCCGCAUUGCAGAGUUCAAACAGAAGAAGCAGGCCAGGGCUUAAAUCACAACAAGAAUGGACACAAGUGGACGCACAUCUCACUAUUAGUUAUUGUUAUUUAAAGUGAAUUUCAUGGCCCACCGCGGUUACCCACCGUGCUGCCUCCUUUCUUCGCCUUGUCUGUUGGCAAUCGCUCCAGAGUUCAAAGAACCUUAAACGUAGAUAUUUAGAAUGCCCGGAUCAUGGGCGAUUGCCUCCAUCAUGCCAACCUAUCCAUGCCUACCCAUUACUGUAUGUCAUCACUCGAAGCCUUUGACUCUUCCAUGAAUGAAUAAAUGUACGAGUCGAGCUCA